GGGCGUGGCAGUAAACAGCAGCAACCCACAAGCCGGCUUGGCCAGAAACUCCGAUCUCCCUCCCCUGCCGGAAAGUGCGUCUAGUCGGAGCCUGGAGGGACCCAGCUGGGGCCUGGCCCGGGAGCCAGGAUGGCCAUCCAGAAAGCGGUGCUCAUAUGCCUGGGACUGCCUCUCUUCCUACUCCCAGGGGCCCAGGCCCAGAACCACGCCCCAGCUGGCUGCAGCCCGGACCUCAACCCCCUCUACUACAACCUGUGUGACCGCUCUGGGGCUUGGGGCAUCAUCUUGGAGGCAGUGGCGGGGGCGGGCAUCGUCACCACUUUCGUCCUCACCAUCAUCCUCGUGGCCAGCCUCCCCUUCGUGCAAGACACCAAGAAGCGGAGCCUGCUGGGGACCCAGGUGUUCUUCCUGCUGGGGACCCUGGGCCUCUUCUGCCUCGUCUUUGCCUGCGUGGUGAAGCCUGACUUCUCCACCUGUGCCUCUCGGCGCUUCCUCUUUGGGGUCCUGUUCGCCAUCUGCUUCUCCUGCCUAGUGGCCCACGUGUUAGCCCUCAACUUCCUGGUCCGGAAGAACCACGGGCCCCGGGGCUGGGUGGUCUUCAUCGUGGCCCUGUUGCUAAGCCUCGUGGAGGUGAUCAUCAACACGGAGUGGCUGAUCAUCACGCUGGUGCGAGCAGGUGGCGGCGAGGGUGGCCCUCCGGCCAAUGGCAGUGCCAGCUGGGCUACCGCCUCCCCCUGUGCCAUCGCCAACGUGGACUUUGUCAUGGCGCUGAUCUACGUCAUGCUGCUGCUGCUCUGCGCCUUUACAGGGGCCUGGCCCGCCCUGUGCGGCCGCUUCAAGCGCUGGCGGAAGCACGGGGUCUUCGUGCUGCUCACCACGGCCACCUCCAUCGCCAUCUGGGUGGUGUGGAUUGUCAUGUACACCUACGGCAACCAGCAGCGCAACAGUCCCACGUGGGAUGACCCCACGCUGGCCAUCACCCUCGCCGCCAAUGCCUGGGCCUUUGUGCUCUUCUAUGUCAUCCCUGAGGUCUCCCAGGUGACCAAGGCCAGCCCAGAGCAGAGCUACCAGGGGGACCUGUACCCCACCCGGGGCGUGGGCUAUGAGACCAUCCUGAAAGAGCAGAAGGGCCAGAGCAUGUUUGUGGAAAACAAGGCAUUUUCCAUGGACGAGCCAGCCUCAGCUAAGAGACCAGUGUCACCGUACAGUGGGUACAACGGGCAGCUGCUGACCAGUGUGUACCAGCCCACUGAGAUGACCCUGAUGCACAAAGCCCCGUCUGAAGGAGCUUACGACGUCAUCCUCCCGCGGGCCACUGCUAACAGCCAGGUGAUGGGCAGUGCCAACUCCACCCUGCGGGCCGAAGACAUCUAUGCAGCCCAGAGCCACCAGGAUGCCACCCUGCCGAAGGAAGGCAAGAACUCUCAGGUCUUUAGAAACCCCUACGUGUGGGACUGA
This is a messenger RNA of Mesoplodon densirostris (Blainville's beaked whale), 1458 nucleotides long. It is a transcript of the gene GPRC5C, whose product is annotated as G protein-coupled receptor class C group 5 member C. The coding region runs from base 130 to 1458 and encodes 442 amino acids. Gene Ontology annotation, cellular component: intracellular membrane-bounded organelle; signaling receptor complex; extracellular exosome. The transcript has 4 exons. Gene Ontology annotation, biological process: G protein-coupled receptor signaling pathway. Gene Ontology annotation, molecular function: G protein-coupled receptor activity; protein kinase activator activity. The record is from RefSeq and is a predicted model, not a curated record. Lineage: Eukaryota; Metazoa; Chordata; Mammalia; Artiodactyla; Ziphiidae.